UAUUAUUCAACACAAUAUCAUAUGCUUGUCAUAGAUUCUGCGGUCUAGAUACCUGCUGGCUGCAAUUCUCGAAUUCCGCAUACAGCAUACACGUGCCUCCGCCCGAUCAGCUAUAGGAUGGCGUUCACAAUGCACUCUCACUCGGGGCAAUUCUGCCCCGGACACGCCAAAGACCAGCUCGAGGACAUCAUCAAGCAUGCCAUUGGUCUAGGCUACAAGACGAUGGCCCUGACCGAGCACAUGCCGCGGACAGCGCUAGAAGACCUGUACCCUGAAGAAUUGGAUGAUCCCGAGGCGUCGCUCGCAGCCUUGAUGCCACGCCAUGAAGCGUACCUUAAGGAAGCACAGCGUCUACAGGCCCUUUACGCGCCCCAAAUCUCACUGCUCAUCGGAUUCGAGGGCGAGUGGCUUCGGCCAGGCUACGAGUCGCUCAUCAAGGAGUUAGCGGCGCACCCAGCCAUUGACUAUUUUGUCGGCAGUCUGCACCACGUCAAUGGUGUGCCGAUUGAUUACGACAAGGAGUACUACGCGCGGGCAGUAGCGUCGGCUCAACCUCUCACGAAUGGGACAUAUACUAACGGGUCUCUGACAAGCGCGGCUCAGACAGCGCGUGGUAGUGAAAAUGAAGACAUAGGGGCUCGUGAGGAAAGGACUUAUGAAAGGUAUUACGAUCAGCAAUACGAGAUGCUGGUCGCGCUUCGUCCGCGCGUCGUAGGCCACUUUGAUCUGAUCCGACUUAUGAGCUCGAACCCGGAUCGCGACGUGCGGCAUUGGCCUGGCGUUUGGGAGCGUAUUGAGCGAAACUUGGCCUUCAUCGCCUCAUACGGCGGCUGGCUUGAGUGCAACAGCAGCGCUUUGCGGAAAGGACUAGCAGAACCGUAUCCAUGCCGGGCCAUAGCUGAGAAAUGGCUUGCCCUGGACGGGAAGUUCACCCUUUCAGAUGAUAGUCAUGGCAUAGCGCAAGUAGGCACGAAUUACGGACGCGCUUUAGACUUUCUGGCCUCUCUCCAAGUUAGCACGCUCUGGACGUUGGAGCGAGAGUUACAGAACUCAGACAGCACAAACGAGAAGGCGGCUAAAGCUGGUCUGACAGAAGUCGCAGUUCGAGUUGACGAGAUCCGUCCUAUUAUUUCCAGUUGGUCAUAGUAGAUCUUGACCUCUGCGUAGAUACGCGUGGAUCCGGUUGGUAGAUAAUCAUACAUGUAAAAAAUAUUCGUCCACUUUCUAGUGCUUAGAUCAAAGAUCGGACGGCCCAAGCAUAAAAUAACUCGCUGAAAUAGACAAUUAGAUGAUCAAUUAGAUGACAGCAUUAGAUUGAAGCGGUCUUGUCACUUGCAAACAUCAAAUAGAGUUUAAUUUGCGAAAAUAAGCAACUUGCUUCAUAAUGUCUAUUGUGAUGCAAAUUCGUUAAGCUCUAACAACCUUGGGGUAUAUGUCCAAGAUAACUCUCCACGGCAAUUAAAAAGUAAAUAGC
Molecule: messenger RNA, 1474 nt
Organism: Xylaria bambusicola
Lineage: Eukaryota; Fungi; Ascomycota; Sordariomycetes; Xylariales; Xylariaceae
Product: histidinol-phosphatase
Exons: 3
Coding region: 118-1146 (342 amino acids)
Biological process (GO): L-histidine biosynthetic process
Cellular component (GO): cytoplasm
Molecular function (GO): histidinol-phosphatase activity
Source: RefSeq, a predicted model, not a curated record